AUGGACAUAAUGCCUUACCCACGGGCGAGCAAAAACCUGCGCCAAACUAGAAUGAGGACGGGGAUAAUCGUCGAUCCGAACACGUCCUUUUCUGUAAAUGUCCAAGACCGAAUCAGUCAUACAGCUUGGGAGAGAACUCUGGCUUUUCCCCACGCUCCUUCAUAUAAGAGAGAACCCAGGGGUUCUUUAGUGAUUCCAAUAUGCGUCAUUGCUCGCAACGGCCACAGCAUCACGUGCGCAAUAGUCGGGUUCACUGCGGUCGUAUAUGUCGACGCGACGAUGCGGUUGACAACGAUAUCUCCGUGGAGCGUGUGUGGUGCGAACAGCCCAUAG
Messenger RNA from Chondrus crispus (carragheen), 333 nucleotides. RefSeq lists its product as hypothetical. The transcript has a single exon. The record is from RefSeq and is a predicted model, not a curated record. Lineage: Eukaryota; Rhodophyta; Florideophyceae; Gigartinales; Gigartinaceae. Bases 1 to 333 code for a protein of 110 amino acids.